This is a messenger RNA of Pogonomyrmex barbatus (red harvester ant), 1954 nucleotides long. Its product is annotated as synaptic vesicle glycoprotein 2B. Gene Ontology annotation, cellular component: membrane. Gene Ontology annotation, molecular function: transmembrane transporter activity. The record is from RefSeq and is a predicted model, not a curated record. Gene Ontology annotation, biological process: transmembrane transport. Lineage: Eukaryota; Metazoa; Arthropoda; Insecta; Hymenoptera; Formicidae.
UCGAAUAAUAUUAAUGGAUGAAAAUAAUAAAUUCUGUUUUGAAUGUAACAUUAGCAGCGAUUCAAGUCGUGAUAAUAUUGACAGUUUUUCACAAUAAGUUCGGAUGGAUAUUUAUCAGUGAUAGGGCAGACGUCGAGCGUACAUGCGCGAUUACAGUUGCUAAUGUGAUUGUGUUUGAUGAUAAGUGGCAAGAAAAAUGAUUUUUAGACGACUAGUUAAUUUACUUACAAUGUAUAGGUCGUUUAGAUACAGACGUCAUAUGUCAGGUGAGGAAACAAACUUUGAUGAUUCUGGUCCAGCGGACUUCGAACAGGCAAUAAUAGCAACUGGAUAUGGAAAAUUUAAUUAUUUGCUGCUGCUGGCAGUACUGCCGGCCAGCUUCUCCAGUAUUUUCUCGUCAUCAGCGAUGUCUUACGUGCUACCAUCCGCCGAAUGUGACCUCCAGCUAACAAUGUUCGACAAAGGCCUACUAAACUCGAUGGCAUUUGCAGGAAUGAUCUCUACAGUGUUUUUCUGGGGUUGUAUGACCGACAUGUUUGGACGUAAGAAAAUAAUGUUCUAUGGUUACCUGCUUACCGGUCUACUAAGUAUAGCGACAUGUUUCUCGCAUAGAUCUUGGCUGUUAAUAACAUUCAAAUUUUUCGAUGGUAUGAUAAUAUCAGGUCCGUAUGCAGCACUUAUGUCGUACUUGGCAGAGAUACAUAAUGAAAUACAUCGAUCGAGGUCGUAUAUGUGGCUUGGCGUAUUCUUUUCGCUUGGAAAUAUUUCCCUGCCAUGUAUAGCUUGGCUCGUGAUACCUCAAAAGUGGUACGUUACAUUCUUAAGCGAUACAAUAGAGAUUAACUCCUGGAGGGUUUUCUUAGCGAUUUGUUCGCUUCCGGAGUUUUUAGCAUGCGCCGCUCUUUUCGCUUUCCCAGAAAGUCCGCGUUUUCUCAUCCUGAAGGGUCGACACGAUGAGGCACUGUGUGUCUUCAAGAAAAUCUACUCACUCAAUACUGGGAAGGAUCCUGAAACAUAUCCGAUAAAGAGUUUGGGAGACGAAUAUUCCGUCGAAUCAACCGGGGAACGUAUGCAGGAUAAGCUGCAUACCUGUUGGAAGCAAAUGAAACCACUUUUCUUGCGACCUAAUAUCUUUAAGUUAAUACUUAUAUCAAUGAUACAACUUGGAGCAACGAUAGGGUCAAACUCACUUCGUCUUUGGAUGCCGCAGCUAUUUGCAAUGAUUGAAAGUUACAAGAGUACUAUUAUGGCGGCCGACACUCGCGUGUCGGGUCUGCAACCUUCAUUUUGUUAUAUGUUAGGUCAAGAACAAUCCUAUCUCAAUUCCACGCAAUACGCCAACAAGACGAGCAAUUCUACCGUAACAUGCGUUCCAGCGGAAUUGAAUUCUAGAGUCUUCAUCAAUUCCAUUGUCAUUGCCAUGACAGGUGUUAUUGGAUAUACUUUAGCUGGUACUUUGAUUACCGUGGUUGGAAAAAAGAAGUUAAUGGCAAUUUGUUUUAUUGUCGCUGCUGCAUGUUGUGGUUCGUUAUACUGGGCUGAAAAUACCAAUGGUAUUCUCGGAUUGUCUUCAGUAUUUGUUGCCAUGUCGAGUAUAGGCGGAGCAACUGUUAUCAAUAUUAUCGUCGAUAACUUUCCUACAUGCCUAAGAACCAUGGCAGUUAGCAUAACGAUGAUGAUGGGAAGAAUUGGCGCAGUAAUCGGGAACUUAUUGUUUCCCGUUUUAUUCAAUUUAUCAUGCUUAGGACCAUUCGUCAUGAUUGGUUCUGCCUCUUUAGUAUCCGCAUUUUUGGUUGUUAUUCUACCUCGAAAAAAGACACGAGAUGACAAACCGAAAGAUAUUAUAUGACACAUUUUUUUAGAUAUAUCUUACGUUUAUUUCAUCGUUUUCUUUCCAUAAUUUAAGAAGUGUGUAAAUACUUUUUCGUCCUUACGCAUUUUUAAUAAUCGUCAU